UUUUGGCGCCCCCUCUAGCGCAGCGCCCCUGUGCGUCGCGUGCCCACGUUUUGCGCCGCUGUUUCCAGUGAUUGCCAUAGUCUGAAGGUAAAACUGAGUCGACACGUCAUUGGCUCUCACUCUGGCUGUGUUUGUGUGUAUUUUAAAGGAAGGAAGGGAGGAGGAGACAGCGUGGAAGUGGAAGUGGAAGAAGCUUUUGUCGCAGUAACACAACUUCUCCAGUCGGGCAGCUGCUUUUCUACAACACAUCCUCCAACGGUCGAGUCCGUCCGACAGACCGACCGAGUCGACAUGCCGCCGGUCAGUCUGUGCUCUCCGUGACACCGGGAGGGUGAGAGUGACCUCGGCUUGCUUGUCACUGAACGCUGGCGCGGAAGCGAAAGGCUCGGGGGUUGGGGAAAGACCGACACCUCCCUGCGUCUUUCCCGGCGCCGGGCAGACACGAACCCCGGAUCGGCCGCAGGGAACCAACCGCAACGGCGGUUAGCUGGGAAGCUAACAGGCAUAUAAACCGAGGAUAUCCGUUCAGUUGAGCUUUGAGUAGAAAGCAGCGGCGACGGCGUGAAAAUGGAUUAAAAAUGAAGGGCGGAACUGUCUAAUCAUCCAAAUAGGAGGGCAUCUCUCUCUCUCUCUCUGUCAAAGGUAGCUCUCUUCAGCUUACCUGUGCAGCAGAGCUGAGAGACAGAGCAGAAGAUGCCUCCAAGGCCGUCCUCAGGGGAGCUAUGGGGCAUCCACCUGAUGCCCCCAAGGAUCCUAGUGGACUGCCUGCUGCCCAAUGGGAUGAUUCUGACCUUGGAGUGUCUCCGAGAGGCCACGCUAAUCACCAUCAAGCAUGAGUUGUUCAAGGAGGCCAGAAAAUAUCCCCUCCAUCACCUCCUGCAGGAGGAAACCUCCUACAUUUUUGUCAGUGUUACACAGGAAGCUGAGCGGGAGGAGUUCUACGAUGAGACUCGAAGGCUGUGUGACCUUCGACUCUUCCAGCCUUUCCUCAAAGUGAUCGAGCCGGUCGGCAACAGAGAGGAAAAGAUCCUGAACAGAGAGAUCGGUUUUGCCAUCGGCAUGCCUGUGUGUGAGUUCGACCUGGUGAAGGACCCAGAGGUCCAGGACUUCAGGAGAAACAUCCUGAAUGUUUGUAAAGACUCUGUGGAGCUGAGAAACGCCAGCGGUCCUCACAGCAGAGCGCUGUACGUUUACCCCCCCAGCGUCGAGUCGACACAGGAACUUCCCAAACACAUCUAUAGCAAACUGGACAAAGGUCAGAUUAUUGUUGUAAUAUGGGUGAUCGUUUCCCCAAACAAUGACAAGCAAAAGUAUACACUAAAGAUCAACCAUGACUGUGUGCCGGAACAGGUGAUUGCAGAGGCCAUUCGCAAGAAGACGCGCAGCAUGCUGUUGUCCCCAGAGCAGCUGAAGAUGUGUGUUCAAGAAUAUCAGGGGAAAUACAUCCUCAAAGUUUGUGGCUGUGACGAAUACCUGCUGGAAAAGUAUCCCAUAAGCCAGUACAAGUACAUCCGUAGUUGCAUCAUGUUGGCCAGGAUGCCAAACCUGAUGCUAAUGGCUAAGGACAGCCUGUACACUCAGCUGCCUACUGAUAACUUCGUCAUGCCAUCAUACUCUCGACGUAUCUCCACGGCAACGUCGUACAUGAAUGGAGAGGCUUCGUCCAAGUCGCUGUGGAGCAUCAACGGGACUCUGCGAAUACGAAUCCUCUGCGCUACCUACGUCAACGUGAACAUACGGGACAUAGACAAGAUUUAUGUGAGGACUGGAAUUUACCAUGGAGGUGAACAAAUGUGUGACAACGUCAACACACAGAGAGUACCCUGCUCUAAUCCCAGGUGGAAUGAGUGGCUCCCGUAUGACAUGUACAUCCCGGACAUCCCCCGAGCUGCCAGGCUCUGCCUCUCCAUCUGCUCUGUUAAAGGCAGAAAGGGAGCCAAGGAGGAACACUGUCCACUAGCUUGGGGCAACAUUAACCUAUUUGACUACACUCACACUCUGGUGGCCAACAAGAUGGCUCUGAACCUCUGGCCAGUCCCUCAUGGCCUUGAAGACCUCCUCAACCCAAUAGGAGUCACUGGAUCUAAUCCCAAUAAGGAAACGCCAUGUCUGGAGCUGGAGUUUGACCACUUCAGCUGUCCUGUCAAAUACCCAGACAUGAAUGCAGUGGAAGAUCAUGCAAACUGGAUCAUCUCCAGGGAACUGGGGUUUAACUUCAAUCUCUCAGUCAACCACUCGGGAACCCAACAGAGCAGUCGGGUGGCCAGAGAUCACGCCCUGACGGAAAGCGACAGCGAACAGAUGCGACAGCUGAGUAACAGGGACCCUCUGUCUGAAAUCACUGAGCAGGAGAAAGACUUCCUCUGGAGACACAGGCAUUACUGUAUGAACAUCCCAGAGAUCCUUCCCAAGAUACUUCUUGCUGUCAAAUGGAACUCCAGAGAUGAUGUAGCGCAGAUGUAUUGUUUGUUGAAGGAAUGGCCAUCGAUCCGUCCAGAACAGGCCAUGGAGCUGCUGGACUGUAAUUACCCAGACCCCAUGGUCAGACACUUCGCUGUACGCUGCCUUGACAAAUACUUGACCGACGAUAAACUCUCCCAGUACCUUAUCCAGCUUGUUCAGGUAUUAAAAUACGAGCAGUAUCUUGACAGUCCGCUAGCUCGCUUUCUCCUCAAAAAGGCCCUGACCAAUCAAAGGAUAGGCCAUUUCUUCUUCUGGCAUCUCAAGUCAGAAAUGCACAACAAAACUGUGAGCCAGAGGUUUGGGCUGCUGCUGGAGGCUUACUGCAGGGCUUGUGGCAUGUACCUCAAACACCUGAGCAGGCAGGUGGAAGCCAUGGAGAAGCUCAUCAACCUCACCGACAUACUCAAACAGGAAAAGAAGGAUGAGACACAAAAGGUCCAGAUGAAGUUUCUUGUAGACCAGAUGAAGAGACCCGACUACAUGGACGCUCUGCAGAGCUUCACCUCUCCACUCAACCCUGCACAUCAGCUGGGAAAUCUGAGGUUGGAGGAGUGCAGGAUCAUGUCAUCCGCAAAGAGACCGCUGUGGCUCAACUGGGAGAAUCCUGACAUCAUGUCUGAGUUACUGUUUCAGAAUAAUGAGAUCAUCUUCAAAAACGGAGAUGAUUUGCGGCAGGAUAUGCUGACGCUGCAGAUAAUCAGAAUCAUGGAGAACAUUUGGCAGAACCAGGGACUGGACCUACGGAUGCUCCCCUACGGCUGUCUGUCUCUGGGAGACUGCGUGGGCCUGAUAGAGGUGGUUCGAAACUCCCACACCAUCAUGCAGAUUCAGUGUAAAGGAGGCUUGAAAGGAGCCUUGCAGUUCAACUCCAACACGCUGCAUCAGUGGCUCAAGGACAAAAACAAAGGAGAGACGUAUGACAUGGCUGUGGAUCUGUUUACGAGGUCCUGCGCUGGCUACUGUGUAGCCACGUUUAUUCUGGGGAUCGGAGACCGACACAACAGCAACAUUAUGGUCAAAGAUGACGGACAGUUGUUUCAUAUAGAUUUUGGCCAUUUCUUGGAUCACAAGAAGAAGAAAUUUGGCUACAAGAGAGAGCGAGUCCCGUUCGUACUGACUCAAGACUUCCUCAUCGUCAUCAGUAAGGGAUCCCAGGAGUGCACAAAGACCAAAGAGUUUGAAAGGUUCCAGGAAAUGUGCUACAAAGCAUACCUGGCCAUCCGCCAGCACGCCAACCUCUUCAUCAACCUGUUCUCCAUGAUGCUGGGCUCCGGUAUGCCUGAGCUGCAGUCGUUCGACGACAUCGCCUACAUCCGGAAGACGCUGGCGCUGGAGAAAAGCGAGCAGGAGGCUUUGGAUUAUUUCAUGAAGCAGAUGAACGACGCCCACCAUGGAGGUUGGACCACCAAGAUGGACUGGAUUUUCCACACGAUUCGGCAGCAUGCACUAAACUAAACGCAUUAAACUCAACAUAGAAUAUUUAUUACUACACUUUUUGAAGGGAUUUAUUUUUCCAUUCACGGCAAACUCUAUGAAACUCUAUGAAGUUUGCCUUUUGAUUAAUUUUUGAAGCACUUUUUCCCUUGUUUUGUAAACGAGGUUCUGGGUUUUCCUCCAUUUUCCUUUUUGUUUGCCUUUAUUCAGGGUGUGCUGCUUUUGUCAGUGUGUCAAAUUUUCCUCAGGACCCUGACGGUAAUAACCUUCCCCAGACUUUCAUGUUUGAAAAAAAAAAAAAAAGGAAAUUUCUUCCCUUAUUUUGCUGCGCUUUAAAUAAAUUCAACACAACUUGGAGGAGCCACGUCCGCCAAGGUGUUAAUGUAGCUGCAAAGCAAGUCUGACUUGCUGACCUUCAGUCGUUGCAGUGCUGCACUUUUUCUCAACUUUGCUGGAGAGGGGGAAGGCACAGGAAACGGUGCACAGAUUUUGUGGAUCAUCUCCCAUCUACAAUGUCUUCCACAGAUAAUUUUACCUUUUUUCAUUGUUUGGGUUUUUUGAGCAGAAAUUUAAAGACUAAAAAGCAUCAGAGAUGAUCUCCUGAGAUUUUCUUUCUUCGGCGACUUCUUGUCGUAAACUUCAGGGCAAAGAUGCCUCUCCUUCAAAAUAAAAAAUAAAAAAAGCACUGUAAAAAAGUAAUGUGUACAGAUUUAUAACGUUUUAAAUUAAUUUAUGUAUUUUGUUUCAUUUUGAACGUCAGAAAUAUAACAGGUGAUACUAUUGAUUUUGUAAAUAUGUUUGGAAUUUUGUCACUUUAAGCCUCUUUUAGCACCAUUUGAUCUGCAGAUUUUUUCUUGACUAGACAUAAUGCUGAUGCCUUUUUAUUUAUAAAGUUGGCCUAUUUAUUAUGUCCAGCCCAGAAUAAUUUAUUUAGAGAAGCAAAACUGCAAGAGGGAACAUUUUGGUCUUGCAUUACAUGUACAAGAAGUGAGGAAAGAAAACACACCGGCACUUUGUGUGCAAACAGGAACAGAGAUUGUCACACCUUCGAACCCCCCCCACCCCACCCCCUACCCCCCACCACCACCACACACACACACACACACAUGCGGUUAAGUCCCAAAAUACACAAUCAGAGUAAAUUAAACUGAACUAAGAGCGCAAAACAAAUUGAGGUUUAUAGAAAAUAGUCAAUUUAGUCAAGCAAUAUUUUUGACAAGUAACAUAAAAAUCAACUCUGACUACAUAUUUUCAACAUAGGGAGUUUUUCUAUCCCAAAAUACUGUCCAGACUAACCAACUUUGUGUAGUGAUUGGAUAGUAGUAGGAGAAAGUAAAACCUAUUUACAACUUUUUGCUAUUCAGUGCCAAGGAGAAAGCCAGCAGAAGUAUAUAAAAGCAUUAGGUUGGAGAGUUAAAAAACCGGCACCCUCUGGAAGGAUUUAAAAGCCCUCUAUGACGAGCCAAAUCUGUCUUUAAUUUACAAGACAUUUAGUUUGCAUUGUUCCCCUCUGUGUUCGGGCCUGAGCCAGUGCUGCCUUGCCUCAAACUGUCCUCUUAAUGAGGAGUUGUGCUGAGUAUGCAUGUUUCACUUUUCUCCAUAUAGGUAGUUUUACCUGAGAGUUUAACACAAGUAUUAUCGUAAGGAUGUUACCCGUCGCAUCAGUCUUUAGCUCCCUCCAUAGUUUACCCACAAUAAAAUGCUGUUUACCCCUAAAACUGUCACUUUAGGCUAAUUCUAUGCAACUUUGGCUAAGCAAAUUAUGCUAGCAGAGCUAAUUCUGAAGUAAUUUGUGACAAAACAACACAAACUGUAUAUUUUAUCCUCACAGACGGCUCCACUUUUAAAAGCCUUAAAAACAUGAAUUGAAAUUUGCUUCACACGUUUAACAGUUGGUGUUUUCUGACUCUGAAAUAUGGCUGAUUAGUUUUGCACAACCAGUAUUCAAAUGGCCAAAAAGACGACUUAAGAUGGAUUAAAACUUCAUUUGUUGAAAGUGAAGACACUUAAUGAUUACAUUAAGUGUAACGGGAACUUUGUUGAAAGUAAAAUGUUUUCAGUAUUUCAGUUAUUUGGCAUGUAAUCAGUGCUGAAAACUGCAACAUGUGACACUAAACCUCUCAAUGGGCUGAACUAUGAACUUUGUGAUGCUCCAGAAAUUAGAAUAUUUUACAUAAUCAGGGUAAUUAAAAACCCAUUAUGGUAAAUUAAUAUAUUGAAGAGCUUCACCAGACCAGCCAGGUGUAUUAAGAGGCCAAAGUGACGAUUUGUUUUAAUUUGGUACAGCUAUUUUGUUUGGUUUAUGCAGCAUCAUUAGCCUGGACCUUCUGUUGUUUUUUUCUGAGUGAAUGCUGUGAAAGCUCAUAUUGUAAAAGCACUACAAGAUGGGGGGAAAAAAGCUAAAUAAUUUGAAUUAUUCUUGCCUUUUUUUGGACAUUAGUCUGAUAUGUAUGUUUUGCAAAUAGCUUAACGAGUGUGUUUGACGAAAAAUGUGUAAUUAGGUGUGGCAACUAUGCUGUGUGUUGUCAUCCCAUGCAUCCUCUGAGUCAUUCUGUGCAGGCUGCAGAGCUUCAUUGGCAGGUUCCAGUGGAAAACGACGCAUGUGCCAUGACACCUGCAAUAACGGUGUCUUUAAAUGUUUUGGAAACAACCCGUCUCCACUGGCAGGAAAUAUUUGCCAGCAUUUUUUUUAUUUGUUUCUAAGGAAAGAUAAAUAAGGGGAAACAAACUUUUUUUAUAUAUGUAUAUUCAUGUGUUACUUGAAAUUUUAUGAAUUGGAGAGAUUAUGUCCAAUUAGUACUAAUUAUGAGAGUCUGUAUUGUACUGUACAUAAGCACCGAUGGCUGAAGCAUUGUUUAAUACGAGUAGUGAAUGUUAUUUGUGCCACAGUGAAGACUCAAUUACAUCUUGAUCUGAGGGAUUGGUAAAUAAACUGAAGACUAAAAAAAUGUUAUUAUCUUAUAAGAUUCCAACGGUUUUCUAAAGCAUGGUUGGUUAAAGUGGUUGUUUUACCAAUGGAGGAAAAAUCCAAGUUUUUCCUCCUGGAAGUAAUCACACUUCAAAAACACAAAAUCUUACCAAAUAUUUUUAGUCUACUGUAGUUUUUAGUUCAAAUAUCUUAGUACACCUGAAAUAAGACAAAACUAACUAAUAAAUUACCUUUAACUCAAUAAUUCUUUAUUAUUGGGGGGAAAAAUACUAGUUUGAUUGGCAGACUAUUUCACUUACAACACAGGAGAAGUGUUUUGUUAUAAGUGAAAAUAAUCUGCCAGUAGAACUAGAAUUGGGUUGCUAGGUGACUGGGUGGGCUUGGCUGGUGUUGCUAGGUGACUGGCUGGGCUUGGCUGGCGUUGCUAAGUAACGGCACAGUGACCAUUGUGAAGUUAAAUAAUCUGCCAAUGGAACUGGUAUGUUUUUCAUCAAUAUUAAGGAAUUAUUUACUUAAAACAAGUUGCUAUAUCUCGCUGAAAAGCUGCUUGCAUGUUAAUUUUGUCUUACUUGAAGUGUACCAAGAUAUUUGCAUUGGAAACUAGACUAAAGAUAUGUGGUUAGAUUUUGUGCUUUUGCAGUGCACCUUCAUCCAUAAAACGAGAACACUUUAGGAAGUUCAACACAAUAAAGUGCAAUAAGCCGUAAUCUUGCCUUUUUAGUGGCUUUCAUUGUGACUGUUGGACUAAAAUGUUUAAUCUACCAUGUAAGCCAUUUGUCUUUGUAUUGAAUUCAAUUGUCGCCUGAUGGUUUUGUUUGUUUUUUUUGUUUAAAUGCACUGUUUCUACUGAGCCUCGGAUUGAGCCAUGAACGGAGAAGAUGUUACAAAAUGGAUUUAAAAUUCUGUUUUUAAAUUUCAAGCAAAUUCUCUGGAAUAUAAAAUAUUUUACUUGUGUGCAGCUCUGUGAGUUAGUGUAGUAAUGUACUGUGCUGCCAGAACUUUUUCACAUCCUACUUGCAUGAGAUCAGUAUUUAUUUUCCUGAUUUUAUAAUUGUUUUCCCCCCUUUUUUAUUUUGAUAAGCAUACAUUCACCUUAUUACAUAAUACCUUAAGUCUGCUCCCUGUAGGUUUUGGGACAUUUGGUAUUUAAGUCACAUUGUUAUUAUUGCUGGUUUAUUUAUGGAUGUACAUUUGUUUUGCUUUUGCUCAACAUUCAGAGAGGCGACGGUUGUAUUCCCUGACCGACCGACUAACUGGUCACCAGGGCAUUCUGUGAAGUUGUGUAAAUAAAUUUGUUAAACAUUCA
Messenger RNA from Xiphophorus hellerii (green swordtail), 8132 nucleotides. Its product is annotated as phosphatidylinositol 4,5-bisphosphate 3-kinase catalytic subunit alpha isoform-like. Gene Ontology annotation, molecular function: 1-phosphatidylinositol-4-phosphate 3-kinase activity; 1-phosphatidylinositol-3-kinase activity. Bases 694 to 3918 code for a protein of 1074 amino acids. Lineage: Eukaryota; Metazoa; Chordata; Actinopteri; Cyprinodontiformes; Poeciliidae. Gene Ontology annotation, biological process: phosphatidylinositol-3-phosphate biosynthetic process; phosphatidylinositol-mediated signaling; phosphatidylinositol 3-kinase/protein kinase B signal transduction. Gene Ontology annotation, cellular component: plasma membrane; cytoplasm; phosphatidylinositol 3-kinase complex, class IA. The transcript has 26 exons. The record is from RefSeq and is a predicted model, not a curated record.